AUGCCCCCAUACCUAUUCCAAGACGCCCUCCGCGCCAGCCGGGGCCGCGGGGGCGGACUGGCAGACCUGGCGGCAGCCACUGCCAGGGGCGAAGCAGACAGCCUCGUCGCCAUGCACCAUCGCAUGCGAGAGCUCGAUGAUGCCCUGGGCCAGGCCGCGGCCGCCGACGCCGCAUUUGCCUUCGCGCCAGUCCCCAAUGGCGGCGGCGGCGGCGCGGCGGCCGCUGCGGCGCGGCACCCGCGCAUCUUUGGUCGCGGCCCCGCCGCCGCCGCCGCGGCGGCCCCGCAGGCUGCGCGGCGGGCGGGGCGUUACGAGCAGAGGAGCCACCUGUCGCAGCGGCAGAGGGGCGGCCAUCAACAGCAGCGCGCGAGCUUCAACAGCGGCGGGCGGCGCCGCUGA
This is a messenger RNA of Monoraphidium neglectum, 399 nucleotides long. RefSeq lists its product as hypothetical. The record is from RefSeq and is a predicted model, not a curated record. NCBI's taxonomy places the organism in Eukaryota, Viridiplantae, Chlorophyta, Chlorophyceae, Sphaeropleales, Selenastraceae. The transcript has a single exon. The coding region runs from base 1 to 399 and encodes 132 amino acids.